This is a messenger RNA of Ilyonectria robusta, 847 nucleotides long. RefSeq lists its product as uncharacterized. Lineage: Eukaryota; Fungi; Ascomycota; Sordariomycetes; Hypocreales; Nectriaceae. The transcript has a single exon. The coding region runs from base 252 to 758 and encodes 168 amino acids. The record is from RefSeq and is a predicted model, not a curated record.
GUGAGGUGCAUCUCCAAAGGAGCCAUGGCGCCGCGACAUGACUGGUCCGUCGGCAGUUUCCCUGGGUUCCCAGUUUCCCCUCCCUCUGUGGCUCUAAAGCGCUCCAGUCCAGGGCUGCAUCCUAGAAGCCAGGACUGUACAUACGUUGUAUUUCGCAUGUACCGCUCGUACUUGGAAGCACGCUGUCCGCUGUUGUGGAAGGGGGGAGGCGGCGACCUCACGCGGGCUGGCUUGGGCUUAGGCCGGGCUUGAUGGCGCUGCGGGCGAGCAUGCUCUGGGCUUGUACUGUACCCUACGAAUACAACUUUGCAGUCACCCUCACCCUCGACGGCCUCUGCUCACAACUCAACCAUGUCGAUCCUCGGCUUCCUUUCUACCCGUACUCCUCCGCUGAAAACUCGUUGUUGAAAUGGUGUUCACAGGAGACGUCGUGGCCAGCAUGUCGCAAACACAGAGACACACGGACACGCGGACUCGCAGACACUCUCACCUCACCAUGCAACAUGCCAUGCAUCAUCUCCCACCACUCAUCCUCCUCUCUUCCCCAGACGCAGACGCAAGACAUUAGCGGGUGGGCGGAAACACAGCCGAUCCAGGCGCCGCCGGUUGGGUCCGCACACUGGGAAUUUGUUUUGUUCAAUCUCGAUGGCAAGCUCCGGUUGUCAGCCGUUCCGGCAGGGAUGUGCCUAGAGCAGGGUGACGGGCUACGCAUGGCCGUCAAUAGCGCGCUCUCGACCGCCGGCACGGGAGAGCGGUGAUGGUGAUGUGUCCAGAGGAAAAAGAAACAACUAUCGAGCAGAAGAAACAAAGAGACCCCCCUGUUCAUGCUGCAGUUGACAGCCCAGCG